Messenger RNA from Pseudocercospora fijiensis CIRAD86, 231 nucleotides. RefSeq lists its product as uncharacterized. Bases 1 to 231 code for a protein of 76 amino acids. Lineage: Eukaryota; Fungi; Ascomycota; Dothideomycetes; Mycosphaerellales; Mycosphaerellaceae. The transcript is spliced from 2 exons. The record is from RefSeq and is a predicted model, not a curated record.
AUGACACUGAUAGAUCGCUCACCCAAAAUGACUACUAUGGUGACGACGAAGAGCUCCCUGAACAUCAUCCUGGGCAGUAUCGGUGAGACGUCAGGGCACAAAAGCGAUGGCAACUGCGGCAAGAGCGUACACAAUGCCCGAACAUGUCAAAAUGAUGAAGAAGAGCCUUCUGAAUCUGGUAAGAGCAAAAUGUCUAGAGGUUCUCUAGUGGGUGGCGAUGAAAAUGAGUAG